Messenger RNA from Darwinula stevensoni, 2816 nucleotides. The record is from the annotation of a GenBank genome assembly. Lineage: Eukaryota; Metazoa; Arthropoda; Ostracoda; Podocopida; Darwinulidae.
AUGAAGACAGUAUCGCAGAGAUUGGUCCAGGUUUUUGAUGACAAGUUAGCUUGUGAGAAAGGAAAACCAAAGAUGUCUCUGUACCCAUCACUUGAGGAUAUGCAUGUGGACCACAUGCUCAAGGCUCAGAUGGAUCAAGUGAGGAGGAGUAGUGAGCAGCCAGCAGCACCACCACCAUAUCCAAUCCAUCCUCAGUCUGCACCAAUGCCUACUUCUUCAGAUGAGAGUCUUGCUGCAUUGUAUCCAACCCUGAAUGAAUUCAUGGGAUUGGAAUUGUCACCAGCAGUACUUCAGGCUCAUAUUCCUGAUUACACUGUGGAUGUUGCACCUUGUAGGGAAGUUGCUGUACCUGCCCCAGCUUCUAUUCAAAUGAUUGCUCCACUGUCAGGGGCUUCUGCUGGCCUCAUGCGAGCUCAAGUGUCUCAUGGUGUACGUGAGGUGGUCCUUUGCAAGAAUGACAAAGGAAAAGUUGGAUUGCGAGUGAGAGCCAUCAACAAGGGAAUUUUUGUGGUCAUUGUUGAAGCUAAUUCUCCAGCAGCUAUGGUUCGGCUCAGAUUUGGUGACCAAAUCCUUCAGAUUAAUGGAGCGAAUGUUGCUGGGUACUCCAUGGACAAGGUUCAUGAAAUUUUCAAGAAGACUGGGAAAAAUAACAUUCGUGUUGCUGUACGAGACAGGCCUUUUGAGAGAACCAUGACUCUUCAUAAAGACAGCAGUGGUCAUAUAGGGUUCCAGUUCACCAAUGGGAAGAUCAUAUCUAUUGUGAAGGAUUCUUCUGCUGCUCGCAAUGGUCUUUUGACUGAACACAACCUCCUGGAGGUGAAUGGGCAGAAUGUUGUAGGCCUCAAAGAUAAGGAAAUCACAAAGCUGAUUGAUGAAGGAGGCCAAAUUGUCACUAUCACCAUCAUGCCUUCUUUCCUCUUUGACCACAUGAUGAAGCAUAUGGCUUCAAGCUUGGUGAAGCAGGUGAUGGACCACACCAUUCCUGAUUUGUGAGGAAGUCAAGGAUGCUAAGGGAUCUCCUACUUUCCUAUUGAAGAUGAAAUUGCCCUAUCUUUAGGGCAUCCAUGGGUAUGUAAUUUUCAGUUAAUUUGUGUUGGCCUGAUGUGAUAUAUGCUGUGUCUCAAAAAAAAAAGUUGUCAAUUUAUUUUGUUUAAUAGUGUGCAAGUUCCAUGUUUUUCUCUACCUGGGAUUUCAGUUUCAGAUGAAUAAGAAAGGCUUUUGCCAAGUUAAAAAUAAAUUCACUUUGUUCUGCAAAUGCAUUAACUUCUCAAAGUUGAUCCAACAUGGCUGAGGGCAUAUGGCAGCCAGUUUCAGUGAUGACAUUGAUUUUUGCUGAGCUCCUGUGAUUGUGUGUUCUUAUGAUUGUUUCAAAAAGUUUAAAUUAAAGGAUAGCUUUGACUGCAAAAAAUAUAUCCUAGCAGUAUAAUGCAAGCCUCAUGUUUUUUGCACAUGAUAUCUGAAAGGAAUAGAGUCAGAAGCUUUAGACCUACAAAGCAAAGUAAUCAAUUAUUAAGACUGCAGCUAGAAUGCAGUUACAAAAUAAGGGGUAUAAAAAAUUAAUCUCCUCACUGAGACAGCCUGUUGUCUGUACUCAGUCAUGGCAGACAGGGCCGGAUUAAGGGGGGGGGGGCAAAGGGGGCAGUUGCCCCGGGCCCCACUCUUCCAGGGAGCCCCCGAAGGAAAUUAAAAACAUUAAGUUAAUAAAAAGUAUUGUAUUUGCGUAAAGUAGCAGGGGGGAGCCCUAGGAAUUCACUUGCCCUGGGCCUCACAAAUUCUUAAUCUGGCCCUGAUGGCAGAGCAUGCCAAAGGGUCUUGCCUACUGAGGAGUAGUGUGCAGAUUACUUGUUCACUAUGAUUUUAAUUCCUUCAAUGUUGAAAAAAAUAUUCCUUUUGAAACACUGGGUUAAAUUAGCAUCUUCCUCAUUUAUCUUGUAUGGGAAAGUAUGAGACUUGCUUCAUAUUAGAAGGAGAUAUUCAAAAAAGAACCUGCAUGCUCUUCUCUUUGAAACAUUGUCUUGAUGAUCACAUAAUUUUCUAUGCCUGUGUAAUAUCCCUUAUAUCUUUCACAUUGGAAACAUUAGUAAUCAAUUUUCCUUCUAUUGGCAACAUGUAUGACCAAUUUCCUUUUCUUCAUGACCAUUGGGCCCCAUUCAGGGUACUCAUUUGGGGUCUGGUACCCACAGUAUCUGAGUACCUCCUGUGAGAUUCAGUCAAUAUUUAAUUUUUAGCAUUUUGUUUUCAAGUGAAUGUUUAUGAAGACUCUUCUUCCUCAAACCACUACAAUAAUGGUGCUAAGUUUUCGGAUAGUAUUCAUGGAUCCUAUUUCUAAUUUUGCUACUUCAAAUGUCAGUCAAACCUAGUCUACAUCUGAAGUGAGAUUGUUAUUCUCUAGUCCAUGUUAUAGGCUCUGAAGUGCCAUGUGUUGCAAAGCUUUGGGAAUACUGUAGCUAUAUCAUACUGCACAAAUUUUUCUCAAUUCGUUGAUAUGCAUGAAAAAAAUGCAGACUAAUACAUAGCCAAAUAUGUUGCAAUACCACCACAUUCAAGCACAGAUCAUGCUUGUUUUAAGUGGUAUAUCUGUUUAUUCUGUGUUUUCUCAUUAGUGACAUAUUAAGUGAAAUUUCUUGAAGUGUGGAGAGAUUUCAACUUCUGUUGCACAUCUUCUUGUUAUGUGACUGUGAGUGCUUUAUCUGUAAUUGAUGGUGAUGCUGCUCCUUUUUUUCUCAUCUGCAUAUUUGCAAUUAUAUAUGGGCGUAUAGUAUCACAGUGCUUUUGUAUACCUUGUGAUUGCAGCUUUUCUGCAAUAAAAGCUUUCC